AUGAAUGCCACUGAGAUCACUUUUGGGAUUGUGUUUCUGUUACAGAUCAGCUGUGGAAUCUCAGCAAAUGUCUUCCUUCUCCUAUUCUAUAUCUGCAUGAUCUCUGCCAGUAACAAACUCAGCUCCUCAGACUUGAUCCUGGCCCAUCUAGCUUUUGCUAACAGUGUAGUUCUUCUCAGCUUUGGAAUUCCAGAGACCAUGUCAGCUUGGGGAUGGAAAAAUUUCUUGGAUGAUUUUGGAUGUAAAAUCUUCAAUUACCUUUAUAGAGUGGCUCGGGGUCUUUCCAUCUGCACCACCUGCUUCUUGAGUGUCUUCCAGGCCAUCACCAUCAGUCCCAGCACCUCUUCGUGGGCAGAAGUCAAAGCCAAAUUACCCAAAUACAUCGUCCCUUUCUGUGGCCUCUCCUGGAUCCUCAAUAUGCUAGUAGAUAUUGAUGUACUGAUGUAUAUAACAGGUCCCCAGAACCGCAGUAGUGUUCAAAUCAUACUGGAUCUCAAGUAUUGCUUGAAACAUAGUGCUGGAGCAGAAGCCAACCUAAUAAUUGCAAUUAUGUUAUCCCUCAGGGACCUGUUCUUUGUGGGACUUAUGAGUGUGGCCAGUGGCUACAUGGCUUUCAUCCUGAACAGACACCACAAGCGUGUCCAGAACCUUCUUGGGCUCAGCCACUCCCUCAGGGUAAACCCCGAGAUCAGAGCAGCUAAGAAGGUCACUGCCCUAGCUACUCUCUAUGUCCUCCUCUAUGGGCGACAUUCAGUCAUGCUGAGUGUUUUACUAAAUAUGAAAGAAAAGUCUCCUCUAUUACUGAAUAGUCAUAUUGUUUUUUCAUUCACCUUUUCAGUCAUUAGUCCAUUCCUGAUGAUUCACAACGACAGGAGAAUGAGAACAUUCUGGAAAAGGGAAUCUCAUGUUUCCAACAAAGUUCUCAACUAG
Molecule: messenger RNA, 930 nt
Organism: Ornithorhynchus anatinus (platypus)
Lineage: Eukaryota; Metazoa; Chordata; Mammalia; Monotremata; Ornithorhynchidae
Product: vomeronasal 1 receptor ornAnaV1R3174
Exons: 1
Coding region: 1-930 (309 amino acids)
Biological process (GO): G protein-coupled receptor signaling pathway
Cellular component (GO): membrane
Molecular function (GO): pheromone receptor activity
Source: RefSeq, marked inferred